AUGACUGAGGAUAUAGGAGCACGAACGACGAGGAAAGCAAAGAAGCAAGGCACGAAAGAGAUCGACACUCAACCCUCGGCGACUCAAUCAACGCUAACCGGCACUGGCGAAGAAGCAAACGACCCACAAAGCGGAGCAGAGCACUUAAGUAACCGUACUCAACCCAUCAUUGACCUCUCCCAAGUCGAAGGGAGAGAAGAAUCAGAUGACGCAUCAAAAGAUGUCGAGAAAGAGGUGGAUCGAGAGGACAACACCAUCGAAGGCCAACUGACGAAGGGCAGGGAACUUCCAGAAACGCUGUCAGCCUACCGCAAUCUCCUCUCGUCGUCGGAAGAACCAGGUCCGUUGCUAGUAGUCAACAAAGCACCAGCAGACACCGACGCACCCGCAACCACAUCCAGACCUUCUACUUUGUCAGACAAAGAGUUAUUAUGGAAUCGGAUUUGCGAAGCCAAAGCAGCUAACGACGAGACAAAUGCAGAAUUUUUGCUCAGAAUCUAUCUAGCAUUACCCAAAGAAGAGUCAACGGGCAACCCUAAUCUCACCGUACCUACGGUCCAUCGCUCUAACUCGGCAGCAGCUGCUUUACCUACGCAAAAGCAAAACUCAGAAAAAACCCUUAAAUUUAUCAGAGGCUCUGUACCGAACCAUUUCGACAUCGGUUUCACACCAUUCUUCGACAAAAACAUUAGGGAAUUUAGAGGCCCUUUACCCCUUACCAUUUUCGAUAAAGAGUGGCAAGAAGAAGCCGUAUCAUUCCACUCGGGGAAGAGAUCGAAGACAGACGAAAAAGAUGGAGUGUACACUGGCUAUGAGUACCCAAAUGAAUGGACUCAAUCCUUCAGCGCGUGGACCAACAACUUCCGCAGCUUCUUAAUCACCUAUAGAGACAUUUACAAAAUAACCGAAUUUGCAGACUGGAUCGUCGAACACAAAUCCAAUGUCGAUGAGAUCAUUGCAGCAGACGGCUUCUUAACCGGAUUCCGCUACGAUAUGAUAGUCAGAGCGAACGCUUUCGCGUAUAGGGUAGAAACCGACAGAGGGGCUUCAGUAGUUGACAUCUCGGUCAUGAGGAAAGAAGUACGUGAGAAAGCUUGGGCGACCACUAGAAAAUUAGAAGAACUUGAUUUCACAGACAACCCUUAUGCUCAAGGAGGUGUCAAAUUCGGCUUCGAUCCAAAAACGGGACGGCCAAAGUUGUCUAAAGGGCACAAAUCAACUUCAGAUGUCAACUCCUUUGGACCACCGAGCUCGCACGAAAGAGGUGGCUAUAGAGGGGGCGCAUCUAGAGGUAGGGGAGGCUAUAGAGGCAGAAACCUCGGUCCAAACGACUACAACGAUCAGUACUUCGAAGACCGGCGCGAUGGUCGCCAAUCCUUCAGCCAAUCUUUCGGCAAUGAAGAAAACAGAACAUGGGGAUCCAGACGGUCAGAAAGUCAACAUAACAACAGAUUCUCCAGCAACCCAUAUAAUCAACAAGAAGAGAGAUCCAGAGGCAACAUGGGUAGCCAACGAGCGGCUGUUUCGCGUAAUCAAUCAAGCAAAAAAGACUCCAAAGAUGGGAAAGAGUUGUAG
Messenger RNA from Puccinia graminis f. sp. tritici CRL 75-36-700-3, 1575 nucleotides. RefSeq lists its product as uncharacterized. The transcript is spliced from 2 exons. The record is from RefSeq and is a predicted model, not a curated record. The coding region runs from base 1 to 1575 and encodes 524 amino acids. Lineage: Eukaryota; Fungi; Basidiomycota; Pucciniomycetes; Pucciniales; Pucciniaceae.